AUGUCCAUUAAAGAGGGUUACUUAAAAAAGUGGUCAGAUACGAAAAACUGGACUAACGUAUAUUGUAAAUUACUACAAAGUGGUUGGUUUCAAUGGUUCGACAGUGCAUCGUCUACUUCGCCUAAAAGAAGUGUUGAUAUUAGACAUUCCUUGCCAUUGGAGAUGUUAUCCAUCGCGUCCCAUGCAAACCAACUUCAUUAA
Molecule: messenger RNA, 201 nt
Organism: Trichobilharzia szidati
Lineage: Eukaryota; Metazoa; Platyhelminthes; Trematoda; Strigeidida; Schistosomatidae
Source: the annotation of a GenBank genome assembly